UUAAUGUAACGGCAGAUUAAGAUGACCCCCUCGUGCAAGUUAAACUUACAUUGAAGUUGAAUUUCCAAGUUUAAAGAUGUUACAAAAACGAUAAUAAAUGAAGUAAACUAAACGAACGUGGACUUAACACUUUGGAUUACAUUAUUCAAUAAUGUGCUAAACAAAACAUGGCCACUCCAUUGUAUGAUCCUAAACUAUCAGGAGCCAAAUUCAAGAAUUGGAUUAAGGCUGGAUUAGGUGUGUUAUUUACCAAAGAAGGUAUUGAGCCUUUUGUUCAUGAUGAAAUAGAACAGUUCCAGCAGAAAUGUUUGAGUGACAUUUGCAACAACAAUGGACUACCUGCUGGUACCACGUGUUCUAGUUGUUGCACAGAAAAUGUUGUUGUUUGCCCCAUGAAUAGGAUUUGUAAUGCAAGACGUGGAAUAUGUAACUUCCAUAGAAAUUCUGCCACGCAAUAUCUUCCGCUUGGCUGCCCUAACAAGAUAUGUCAUAAUUUCAAAAAAGAAAUCCAACGUGUUCAUCGUUUUUACGGUCCAUCCUAUAAAAACACUGAUGCCAGCCAGUGGUGCAGCAAUCCGUGGGAAGUUGCUAAAUGCUUCAUGCCACCAGACGGAUACAAGGAUGCGACGAAUGCUGCAGAGACGGAUUUCAAUGGAAUCAUCAGUGUUAUCCUGAACUAUGAAGCAUUUCAAACGAAAAUUCACGACGACCUUUCCAAACCGUACAACAUCUUUGAACAGGGUAGAGAGGUAGGCAAAGCAGUUCGACAUUGUCCACAGUUAGAGAUGGAAGAUACAGAUCUGCAACAGUAUUUUAGUGUCUUACAGAAUUUGCUGUCAGAUCCAGCAUAUCUGUCUGCUAAUACCGAUGCGAAGAAUGCUAAAACGAAAUUAUUACAGCUUCAAAAUGAUACCUUAGUCGUUGGUAAAGACGAUGUCCGGAAAGUGCUGGAUGAUGUUGGUAAAGUAGUUCAAGAGGAAAUAAUGACUGCAAAAGAUGAUUACAAGAAGGAUGCUGAAAAGCAAAAGCAAAAACUUAUCCAAAUGACCAAAAGAUAUGUCAGUGCUAUUGACAGUCAUGGAAAAGCGUCAAUGUCUCAGCUAGAUCAAGCAUGUAAAUCUGCAGUGGAUGAAAUAGAAAAGCAAAAACAGAAAUCGGUUAAAGACGUACAAGCUGAAGGUGAAAAACAAAAAGAAGAUAUAGUUGCAGAAGGACAUACUGUUAAGAAAAAGUUAGCAGAAGUGGCUGGUCAAAAAUCUAAAAGGUUGAAAAGAGAGGCCACUAAAGGAAUUAAGACGAUGAAGGCGGAAACCAGUACUCAUGUGAAAGCAAUUGCAUCAAAAGCUGGUGAAGUUGCAGAACAAAUAGCGGGAGCCAGAGAUGAAGUAUUAGUGCAGAUUAAGAAGACUAAAACAGAAAGCAAAGAAGAUAUAUACAACAAAUUAAAAAAUGACCUGAAGGAAGAUUUGAUAGGUCUCUACAGGAAAAUGCACCAUACUCUACCUAUGUCACCUUUAAUGGAAGAAAAUGACACGCCUCUCCUUAAGUUUUACGUCAUGCCAGACAUAGAGUCAGUGGAAAUUCAGAGGACGCGUGGAGGUGGCAAAGAAAUUAGAUCAAAGGUUACGUCAUUGCAUGAUGUUUUCUACAAGAAAAAUGAACCAUGUCAUGAAAUUUACCUUACUGCGGAUGCUGGGUUUGGGAAAACAGCAUUAAGUAAACGACUGGUUUUGACGUGGUGUCAAGCCAAAAAAUGUAUUCAAAAUGAAAAGAAAUACUUUAAAGAGGGAGAUAUUAGUACAAUGUCGAAAUUUGAAUUUGUGUUUCUGUUGUCUUUACGUGAUUGUUCUGAAGAAUGGGACAUUGAUGAGAUGAUCAAAAAACAAAUAAUUCAAGAUCUAGCACACACUAUUUCAACUAGUGAUUUUGAAAACAUUCUUUCUAGGGAAAAAUGUCUGAUAAUUUUGGAUGGUUUGGACGAAUUCACACACGUAACACCUGCCUGUAAACAAGGAAAAAGUGACAUUCCACACAGGAAAGCUAGGAGGAAAUGUACAAUUCUCACAACAACUAGACCGUGGAAGUUGGGCGUUAGUAAGAUACGUUCAAGUGAAAUAGAGCGAAAGUUGGAACUUAUUGGACUUAGUAAAACGUCUGCUAAAAGUUUAAAAAGGACUGUGAUCUCACUGUUAUGUGGUAAAACUGACAUAAAAAAUCACAUUCCAGACUUUGAUCGCUCUAUCAGUGAUAGAGGUAUUUCGGAUUUGGAAACUAUUCCGCUCUUACUUAUGUAUCUUUUGUGUUUAUGGUGUGAUGGAAUAGAGCUAGGAGCAUCUAGAACUGAGUUAUAUUGUCAAUUUGUUGAACUGCUUCUUAAACGAACGUUUAAAAAAUAUCCCGACAUGCAACAGUCGCGCGAACAGUCCCAGAGUGAUAUCCCACAGUGCUUCGGUGAACAUGAACAUUGUAAGGAACACUACACAUUUCUGCAAGCUUUAGGACAAUUAGCAUUUGAAACGUUAUUCAGUGAAAACAAAUAAAACACCCUUGUGUUUAGCCAGUCAAUGACAGAGAAACAUCUAUCCCCGGAGUUUCUGAAAUUAAGUCUUGACUCGGGAAUAUUAACACAAAGCACAGAAAAGACACUAACAAAACAAAUCUCGAAAUUUUCUUUUUCACACAAAACUGUGCACGAAUUUUUUUGUGCAUUGUGCAUUAGCUGUCAAAAUGAAAGUGAUGUCAAAAACAUUGUUCGAAACAAAUGCAAAAGUUUGCAAAGUAUUCUUGAUAUGUCGACAGUGCUUGUUUUCAUCAGCGGAAUGAAUGCAGAAACCAUUUCUUCAAUAUCACAGGAAUUUCUUUCUGUUAUCAGCGAAGAUAAGACAACGAGCAAAUAUAGAUCCACGACUGAUGAGGUCUGUGAACCUCUGAAAGACAUACAAGACAUGUACAUUUCUUGUAUGAAAGAAAACACGAGCGAUAAGGAACUCAAACUUUUCUGCCAAUAUUUUUUCUUUCGUAAAGAUUGUAAAGAAGAAAAAUACUUUACAAAUUUAGCACGGCUCGCGGUAAACAAUAAAAACAACAUGGCGUCAAUACAUAUCAACACAUACAGUGGUCGUAGUUUACGUGAAAUUAUUGAUUGUUGUGAAUUGCACGAACUGUUCCAGAUCAAUAAAAUAUACUACUACGGUGAAGAAGAAAACGCAGAGCUUCCUGUACUGUUGGACAAGUCUCCGAAAUGUGUCACUGUUAAAUCGUCUGUUCUACAUGGUUCUUGGAGCCGUGAAAUGUUGGAAACAUUACAGAAUAAUUCUCUGUUACAAGCAAUUUAUAUCUCAGGUUUCGAGAUGAGCCACGAUGUACUGAAUGACUUUCUGAAUUAUAUUAUAAACAGAAAAACAAUGACGGAGAUUAGUUUGUGGCACUUACGGUGUAUCGAGCACAAGCGUUCGUGUACUUUCAGUUUAGAUUUUAGUCAGCAUUCAGAUCUAAGGAAGUUAGAAUUGUUCGAGAUACCUAAAGUGUCACAAUUGAAAGUUAAUAGUCAAGUGAAACACGUGAAGUUGUCGUGUAUCAAUCUAGGUGAAAGGUCGCUGCCUCCUGAAAUGGCGAAUAUUGAAAGUGUUUAUUUGUGGAAUGUAAACAUGUCUGCUUCAACAUUGCGUGAUCUCGUUAAGGUAGUGGAGAAACUUUCACACAAAGUCACAGUAACAAUAGAGAGGUGUGAGAUAGAACCGGAAACAGAGUUUGAACACGUUAAACAAUAUAUACACUCAUCUCAGAAUUUCCGAGUUAUACCGGAGGAUAUAGCUGGGAGUUUGUGUUUGAAACAAAAGUUGAAAGUUAAGUUACUAUAUAAACUCAGACAUAUAGUGUCAAUGUAUAUAAACAUUAUUCAUAAAACACAUAUUACACCUUUACACACAGACAUAUAACAUUUUUGUGACAUACAUAUGUGUAGAUAAUUAAAAAUAGUGACAGUCGCGUGUGGAAAAUUAAUUGUUGGAGCCAAUUCGUAGGAAAGGAUGGACGUUCUUAUACAUGGAUUAAUAUACAAGUCCAGUUUUCCUCUAUACUUCAGUUAAAUGAUCGACGCCAACACCUCAAAACCAUAGACGUACUUCCUGUAUCAAGGCUACGUAUACAUCGCCAUAUUAUACGUGAAUUUACAAAUUGCCGCAAUGCUUCUAGAACUUCCGGUGGCUUGCCUACACACACCAUAACAUACUUCAAUGGCAUGACCUCUUGUUUCCGGCCAUUGGACAACAAAAACUUGCAGGAGUAUAACCGUAUUAUACCUAGAGGUCUGUGAGAAAAACUGCUUUCAAUUAUUACUUUUCAUUACCAGAGACAAAUCAUAUUGUUUUACUUAAAUUAGUUGGUAAAGAACUGUCUUAUUUUUACUUGUCGCAAAUCGGUUUUGGAUUAAAGUUUUGUACAAAUGUA
Messenger RNA from Mercenaria mercenaria, 4449 nucleotides. RefSeq lists its product as uncharacterized. The record is from RefSeq and is a predicted model, not a curated record. The transcript is spliced from 5 exons. The coding region runs from base 168 to 2540 and encodes 790 amino acids. NCBI's taxonomy places the organism in Eukaryota, Metazoa, Mollusca, Bivalvia, Venerida, Veneridae.